UUUUCCAGAAAACCAGGUCUUCAAGAGUCAAGGGGAUGAAUCCUUUUAGAGUUUUUAUCUACACUAUGAGUCCUACCUAUGAGCAGAGUAUGAGCUCAAACAGAGGGUAUCAGUUGGUGAGCUUCCCUCGUAAGUCAUUAAGAGUGCUUAAAUUCAUAUAAAAUUUAAACAUAUUUAGCAAACAUAUUGUGCAUAACGUUAUUAAUUUUAAUUCUUUUAAUUCUAGAAAAAAAUUCCAUUACAUUCGUCAAUUUUUAUAUUUAGAUUAGUCGAUUUGGGUGAUAAGAACGAAACCAGGUUGAAAUUACCAGAGGAAAUAGCAGCUGAAGAAGAUUCUGCUAAACGGGUGGUUGACGACACUUCAGUAACCGGAUCUUAUGCACCAAAGGGUUUCGAUGUAGAAUGGCCGGUACGUAAUUUUCAAUUAAUUUAUCCUUGGUUAUUUUAUAAAUGA
This is a messenger RNA of Didymodactylos carnosus, 454 nucleotides long. The record is from the annotation of a GenBank genome assembly. NCBI's taxonomy places the organism in Eukaryota, Metazoa, Rotifera, Eurotatoria, Philodinida, Philodinidae.